AUGUUAAACUUCUUGAUUUCUAAUUUAAUAGCAUGCACUUGUAAUUUACUAUAUUAAUACUUUAUUAGUUGCCUAGAUAGUUUAUGAAGAAUUGAACGAAGUUUAAUUAUCUCAACUAUUUCAAACCAAUGUGAAAUAAUGUUCUGUUCUUGAUAAAAUUGAUUUCUACUUUAUUGAUCAAGAGUAACCCAAUCUUAAUUUUCAAUUUAAAAUAACAGAACCCCAUUAUGCUGUUGAAAUAUAUGUUGAUUUUUACCUUAUUGGUGAUUAUACAGAGUAAAAUGUUAAUAUAUACCUUGAUAACAUCUUAAUUGAUUAGUACUAAAAACUUAACAAAUACCCCUCACCAUUUUGUGAUAAUUAAGUUGAUACUGAAAUGGUUACAUACUUUACAACCUAUUCUCAUUUUUAGUAAGAUCUGAAUUUAAUAAUUUAAUUGGAAAAUACCUCAAAAUUUACUUUAGGAAUAAGGAACAUUUAAAUAGUACCUAAAAUAUGUCAUGAAUCAUGUACUCAAUGUGUUGGUCCUAAAGAAAACAAUUGUCGAUCUUGUGAAUUAGGAGUUCAACUUAAUAGAAAAACAAAUCAAUGUGUUUGCCCUUCUACACAACCAUAUUUCAGUAUAAAUAUGAAUUAAUGUUUAACUAAAUGUGAUAUCUCUGAAUAUUAUGAUAAAUAAUCCAAUAAAUGUUUGAUUGAUAAAAGUAUGAAAAAAAAUAUUAUAAUAGAUAUUGAAUAAAUGUAGACCUUUUUUUGGAAUAGUUAUGACUAUAAUGGAUGGACAAUUAUUGAAAAUUAAAUUGUAUAGGAAAUGCAAGACAAAACUUACUCUAAUGUUGUAGGAUUAUUUUCAAUAAAUUAAACUAUUAGCUAUUAAUUCAACAAUACAAAUCCCUUUUAAUCCAUUAGAAUAAGAGCAGAUAUUUACAUAUUUUAAUCACUUCUAAGACCUGAGAUUUACAUUUAAGUUGAUGAGAUUAAAACUAAUAUUAACCCAAUCUAUACUUAAACAAUUACAGGCUAGAACGGAUACAAAUUAUUUCAUAUUGAUUAUAUGAUUGAUGCCAAAUUAAAUUCAAACAUCUCUUUUUCAAUAAUCGGAGAUCCAAAUACAAAAUGGGGCAUUAAUUAAGUUGUAUUUAAUCAAUAAAAUUGUCAACCAUAAUGUUAACAAUGCUCAUCCAAAAAUACAUGUUAACUAUGUAAAUCAGGUUAUUUGUUAUAUUUAGGACAAUGUGUUUAAUCUUGUCCUAAAUAUUCAUCAUUAUAUAAUGAAGAUACUUGCAAAGAUGUAAAAGAAAAUUAUCCAAAUACAGAAGUAAUUAUGAGAGCGUUUGAUGAUAAUCUAAUUGUAAAUUUCUUAUAAAAAAAUGUUACAACUUUAGCCUCUCUUACAUAAAACUAUUUUGGAACAUAUUAUAAUGGAAUUAGAUAUUUUGGAGGUUUAAAAGAUGUAUCAAUAUAACUAUAUAAAAAAUCAUUCUAUUAAUUGCCACCUCAUUAUUAAGUCAUAGUUUAAUUCAAUAUACUAACAUUUGAAUUGAAUACAACAAGUCAAAUGCUUAAUUCUAUUGAACUUGAUUAAGAUAACAAAACUAUAUUAAUUAUUAAUUCAAAAUAAAAUUAAGUACAGGAAAUUAAUUAGUAAUUUGUACAUAAUUCAAACAAUCUACAAUUAUCUUUACUAUCUCAUUAAUAAAACUAUUCAAUUUUCAGUUUUGGAAUAUCAAAUUUAAAUGUUAUGAUUUCAAGAUGCUACCCAUUAUGUAAAUCAUGUAUUGGACCAAAUGAAUCUGAUUGCAAAGAAUGGAUAUAUGAUUAGAAUUCUAAUGAUUUCAAGAAAUGUAAAAAUGGUUUUAUUUUUGACAUACAAUAACAAAAGUGUGUUUUAUGUCCUCUAGGUUGUUAACAAUGUUCUGAUUAACAAACAUGUACUUAAUGUGAAGCUAAUUUCAUUAAAUAAGGAAAUAGUUGCUAUUGUUAGAGUGGCCGUAUUGAUGAUUUCACCUUAGAGUGUCUAAGUAAUUAUUAUAUUUAUAUAUCUUAGCCUAUGCAUGAA
Molecule: messenger RNA, 2059 nt
Organism: Paramecium primaurelia
Lineage: Eukaryota; Ciliophora; Oligohymenophorea; Peniculida; Parameciidae
Source: the annotation of a GenBank genome assembly